AUGAUAUCUGGUAAUAGAAUGGUAAAAAAAAAUCCCAAUUCAAAUAUAGAUCAAAAGCCUGUUAUACAUAAACUUUCAGAUUAUGCUUUUGACCAUAAUUCUGGAGGUAACGCAUACUAAGUUCUUAAACCUAAGAAGCAAAAUUUAAAUAAAGUUGACGAUUCAUUAAAAUCUUCUAAUCCAUAAAUCUAAGAUAGAAGAUAAAACCAUAGAAAUUCUUAAAACACUGAGGGAAUAAAAAAUAUAGAGAAGCCAAAGUUUAUGAGUGUAGCAAGGCAUGGAUUAAAAAUAGGAGGCUUAGUUAUAGGUUAAGAUAAAUGGCAUUGCAAAGUCUGUAAACUAGUAAAUUUAAAUUCUACUUCCCAGUGUUUAAGAUGUUAAUCUGAUAAAGGAGAGCUAAAGUAAAGUAAAAAUACUGAGCAGAAUUUAAACAAAUAAAAAGCAAAUAAAAAUAAUCUUAUAAAUAAACAAAGCAUAAAAAACAAGCCUGUAUGA
This is a messenger RNA of Tetrahymena thermophila SB210, 495 nucleotides long. RefSeq lists its product as hypothetical. NCBI's taxonomy places the organism in Eukaryota, Ciliophora, Oligohymenophorea, Hymenostomatida, Tetrahymenidae. The record is from RefSeq and is a predicted model, not a curated record. The transcript has a single exon.